AGUGAAGCGGCGAGUUUAGUGUGAAAUUAAGGCAUGUAGGAUAUACCCAUCUCCAGGGAAUGGAUGAACAUAUCGAUAAGUUCAUAUUCAUAAGAAUCAUAACCAUCACGAUAAACAAGAAAUCGAGAGAGAAUGUCUCGUAAUCGCAUCUCCACACUCUAUCUUCUCGCUUACAACUCCUUUCAGGCCAUUGGAUGGACAAUUUCCCUAAUUAACAUUCUCCGCAAUCUUCUCGCCACUGCCUCCGUCACCGGAACCUACGCCGCCGCCGGCAACUUAAUCUGUUUUCUGCAAUGCGCUGCGUUCUUGGAAGUGAUACACGGAGCCAUUGGCAUUGUGCCCAGCGGGGCGUUGCUUCCUCUUAUGCAAUGGGGAGGAAAGACACACUUUGUGCUCGCCAUUGUUCGGAAACUCGAUGAGCUCCAGGAAUUACCUUCAGUUUUUAUCACUUUUCUUGCAUGGAGCAUGGGUGAGGUCAUCAGAUAUUCACAUUAUGCUUUUAGUUGUUUGGGAAAUUGUCCUUCGUGGAUGACCUAUCUCAGGUACACUGCGUUUAUUGUGCUGUAUCCUUUGGGAGUGGGUCCUGGUGAAAUAUGGAUUAUGUACCAGGCGCUUCCAAUUAUAAAGAAGAAAAAUCUCUAUGCAGAUUCCUUUUCAGGCCUCCCAUUUAGUUAUUAUGAUUUCCUUAAGGUUGUACUUACAGUUUAUCCAUUCCUCUGGUUCAAACUUUACUUGCAUAUGUUCAAGCAACGACGUACAAAACUUCAUAAACGCAAUGAAAAGAAAAAGGCGUGAGGAGCUUUUAUAAACACCAUUCCGCUUGGUUAGUGAUAUUGUAUUGAUUGCUGAAGUUCUGAACUUGUAUUUUUAGCUCCACACACGAAGUAUUUAGUUGAAUUAUUUUUAAUAACGUUCUGUAUGUGACACUAAAGACAUUUAUUCUGAAAUUCAUUUAUUUGCUUCUAAACUUUUUCCUUGAGUGGAUAAUACUGUCAAAUAAUGUAAUUGUUAAUUGCAAUUAAGAUGGUGGUAGGAGCUUGAAGAAAGACCUUGAUUUGUAAUAUAUUGCCUAUAGUAUAGUUCGUGUGGAUUAAUAAUGAUAGCUUGCUUAUAAAAUGAGUUAGUUCA
Molecule: messenger RNA, 1128 nt
Organism: Cajanus cajan (pigeon pea)
Lineage: Eukaryota; Viridiplantae; Streptophyta; Magnoliopsida; Fabales; Fabaceae
Product: Protein-tyrosine phosphatase-like, PTPLA
Biological process (GO): very long-chain fatty acid biosynthetic process; fatty acid elongation; sphingolipid biosynthetic process
Cellular component (GO): endoplasmic reticulum membrane
Molecular function (GO): 3-hydroxyacyl-CoA dehydratase activity
Source: RefSeq, a predicted model, not a curated record